Messenger RNA from Miscanthus lutarioriparius, 570 nucleotides. NCBI's taxonomy places the organism in Eukaryota, Viridiplantae, Streptophyta, Magnoliopsida, Poales, Poaceae. The record is from the annotation of a GenBank genome assembly.
AUGCAGAACUGGUAUUGCUACGCCAAGACGGUGGCCGAGCAGGGCGCAUGGGAGGUGGCGCGGAAGCGAGGCCCCCUGGACCUGAUCGUGGUGAACCCGCCGGUGCUGUUGCUGGGUCCGUUGCUGCAGCCGACGGUGAACGCGAGCACGGACCACGUGAUGAAGUACCUGACGGGGUCGGCCAAGACGUACGUGAACGCCGCGCAGGCGUACGUGCACGUCCAGGACGUCGCGGAGGCGCACGUCCGGGUGUACGAGGCACCCGACGCGCACGGCCGCUACAUCUGCGCCGAGAGCACCCUCCACCGCGGCGAACUCUGCCGCAUCCUCGCUAAGCUCUUCCCAGAGUACCCCAUACCCACAAACACGCGCACACGUACGCAGGUGCAAGGACAAGGUGAACCCUCCGGUGAUAGGAUACAGUUCACGAACCAGCGGCUCAAGGAUCUGGGGAUGGACUUUGUGCCGGUGCUGCAGUGCCUCUACGAGACAGUGAAGAGCCUCCAGGAGAAAGGCAUGCUGCCCGUGAUUCAGCCAAAAGACGACCAGGACCAACUCCACAAAUCAUGA